AUGAUGAAUCGCACAAAUGCCUAAAGUGUAUAGGAAUUUUGCUAAUUGAACUAAAGAAUCUUUGGUAAAAGUAGUCUCUUAAGUUAAAAUCUGAUUAACUCCUCUUAAGGUUUCCAUCACUAUUGAAGUAGUGUUGUUAAUAGAUUUUUUGAGUGUAAGCGAGAAAUUUGUAAUUCUGUGUAGAUUGUUAUAAAACUGGAGGUACAUUAGGGAUUGGUUCCUUAGGCUUUGAAGGUGGCAUAGCAUUAAGUGUUCCUUUAGGGCUUCCUGGAAUGGCAAUUGGAGGAAAAGUUGGAGAUUUUGUUUGAAGAGCAGCUGAUAACUUAUUUAUCAGAGCUAUUGACGAUUAGUGUGAAGAAUGGAUAUAAAUUAAAUCCAAGUAAGCGUCCUUUAAUUAAAUGGUAACGUAUCAAGGAUAAUGCGAGAGGUUUAAUUUUAAUUGGUUAAACAAAUACUCAUAUAGCAUGUUUAAUAACUAAUAUUAGUAGGGAUAAAACAUAAAUUUAGCCUCAAGAAGAUGUUGGAAAUUAAAUUUGA
Paramecium octaurelia is the source of this 537-nucleotide messenger RNA. The record is from the annotation of a GenBank genome assembly. NCBI's taxonomy places the organism in Eukaryota, Ciliophora, Oligohymenophorea, Peniculida, Parameciidae.